Molecule: messenger RNA, 662 nt
Organism: Spea bombifrons (plains spadefoot toad)
Lineage: Eukaryota; Metazoa; Chordata; Amphibia; Anura; Pelobatidae
Gene: CCDC32
Product: coiled-coil domain containing 32
Exons: 4
Coding region: 40-591 (183 amino acids)
Biological process (GO): cilium organization
Source: RefSeq, a predicted model, not a curated record
GGAAGUGAUUUUAUCAGAAUUCUUUCAAAGGGGUUUAAGAUGAAAAUGAUCGAAACCACAGACUCUGAAACCCCCGCUUCUAGCAACGAUUUGUGGGCUGGCAUUUGUCAAUUUCCAACAGAGACUCAUCAGGAGAACCUAACUCAAGCUUUUUCAGACUCCUUUGUUUGCCCUUAUCCCGAGGAAAGGAAAAUCCAGGACGCCAGCCUACAUGAAACUGAAUGCAGUGUUCACCACUUCAUUCCAAAACCAUGGGCACCCCUGCAAGAUUCUGAACUUUAUUUAGCUUCCUUAGAACGGCGGCUACAGAAGAUUAAAGGACAGUCCCGUGAAGUUACAUCUAAGGACAUGCUGCAAUCUCUAGGCCAGGCUAAAAAGGAAUGCUGGGAUCGGUUCCUACAGGAGUCCUUUGAAUCUGAGGCAUACAUUGAAGGCAUUGAUGGUGAUAACAGCACCUUGGAACAUUUGAAGCGUUGGCUGCAGCCAGAAAAGGUUGCCAUAAACGCAGAGGAGGUGCAGUGCCUUAUUCCAGUGGAUUCUCCUGCAACAACAGUUGAAAACAACAAAACGAAUGAUUCUGCAGAGGAUUGAUAUUCUGCAUUUGCAUGAUGUCCAACUCCAGUUUUCUGAUGAGGCUGGGUUUUAGAGAUUAGUGAAUAAAA